AUGGUGAAAGUGUUCCACUUUGAAGUCUGCUACUGCCGUGACGUGACAGAGAGGAACAGGGAACCCAUCCAUCUACACACACACACACACACGCACGGCCAUGUAUUGGAAAUUUGUUUUGUUGCAGGCAAAGCAGGCGCCACCAAGGGUCGUUCGCCAACUCCGACACCCAAUCGUGAUAAUGGUGGGGGCGGAACUGGAGGUGGAGCCGCAGCUGGAGCUGGAGGCGUAGGCGGCGGCGGCGGCGGCAGCGGUGGUGGUGCAACGUCAGGCGGAGCCGGAGCAACAACAGCCGGCAGAUCCACACUACAUGCGAACAAAACGAUACUGAAAACGGUCUCGGUAUUCCUCGCCAGCGGCAAACGUAACUCGAGCAACCAACAGUCGAAGGCCGCCGCGGCGGCCCUGCAGAACAAGCGGCAACUGCGCCAAAGGAGGAUGGAGGAGCUCAGCGGCAAAAUCAAUCCCAAGCUGCUGGACAGUCUGCGCAAGAAGACGCGCUUCAGCAAAGACGAACUGGAUUCCCUGUGCCGGAUCUAUCGGAAGCUCGUGUCGAACUGCCAGUAUGCGGCCAAGACGCUGGCAUCCAGCUCUUCCAGUGCAGCCAUAGCAAAGCCCCAUGCGGCCGUGGAGGGCAUUGACCGCAUCGUGUUCCGGGAGCUGUUGCACAGCACUUUCGACAUUGUCACCGAGGAGAUCCUGAUGGAGCGCAUCUUCUGCAGCUGGGACAAGGCACACGAGGGCCUGCCCCUGCGGCUCGAGGGCUGGCUCAUCGGGCUGUCGACGUUUCUGCGCGGCACGUCCACGGAGCGGGCGGGCUUCUGUUUUAGGGUGUACGAUCUGAAUCAGGACGGAUUCAUUACCAAGGAUGAGAUGUUCACGCUGCUGCGGAACUGCCUUAUCAAGCAGCCGCAGGACGAGGAUCCCGACGAGGGCGUCAAGGAUCUUGUAGAGAUCGUCCUCAAGAAGUUCGACCUGGACAAGGAUGGCAAGGUUUCGCUGGAGGAUUUCAUGAGCACAGUCACGGCGGAACCGCUGCUGAUUGAAGCCUUUGGCCAGUGCCUGCCCACGGACAGUGCUGUCGGCUCCUUUUUCUCAACGCUGCAGGUGUAGGUCGAAUCGAACCGGAACAGGCCCAAUAUCAUAUGUUACGGUACGGUAUUUGGUUGGUUUGUUAAUCAAUAGUUUUUUGUUAUUUAUUUUGUGAAUUAGGGAAAU
Molecule: messenger RNA, 1218 nt
Organism: Drosophila persimilis
Lineage: Eukaryota; Metazoa; Arthropoda; Insecta; Diptera; Drosophilidae
Product: EF-hand calcium-binding domain-containing protein 1
Exons: 5
Coding region: 1-1113 (370 amino acids)
Molecular function (GO): calcium ion binding
Source: RefSeq, a predicted model, not a curated record